AAUCAAGAUAAUCGUCAACCGAGGCUUCUCAUCCCUGCAAACCUAGGUUGGGAUUUUCGUAGUGCGGAGAAACACAGUAACAUGAUAUCAAUACCCCAAGUUUUGUGAACCAGGUUGUGGGCAUUCGCGCGGGGUGCGGUGAAGUUACAUCCGGGGAAACAUUGUAUCAGUGGGUAACAGUGAAUACAUGGCUGCGAUCAUAUAAAUAUGUAUAAAGUAUCCAGUUUGCGAGGUUAACAUUCAGUUCUAGGUUGUCCGUACCUUAUCCAAUCUCCCCUAAACAGUUAUAGCUCCAUGGCUCCAGUACGACGACCCAUCCGCAUCGCCAACUGCUCUGGUGCCACGCCCGACCCGGGCGACCUGAUGCUCGCACAGGCGACUGCUGGUCCUGUCGAUGUAAUCACCGGUGACUACCUAGCAGAGGCAAACUUAGCGCAUUACGCCGAAGCAUAUGCCAGGGGUGGGCAUCCAGGCUACGUACCCUCAGCGUACGAAGGCCUUCAGUUAUCACUCAAGGUUAUCAACGAGAAGAGAAUCAAAGUGGUAAUAAAUGGUGGCGGCCUAAACCCUAAAGGUCUAGCCGAGGUUACUCACAAGACGGUUCGCGAAAAGGGGUACAACCUCAAAGUCGCCUAUGUCGAGGGAGACGAUCUGUUGCCUAUCGUUCAUGAUAUCCUCAAGCCUGAUAGCAACGGCCAGCUCCCGCAUUUCGAUGCGACGAACGACCAAGUCAAACUAGCCAAGGAUACAUACAACUUCCUACAUGACCCGCAUAAGAAAAUCAUAGUCGCUAACGCGUACCUGGGAUGUCGUGCAAUUCGACGUGGACUCGAAAAGGGUGCCGACAUUAUCAUCUGCGGCCGAGUUGCCGAUGCAUCACCCGUCAUGGGUGCAGCGCAAUGGUGGUACGGCUGGAAAGACGACGAUUUCGACAAGUUAGCAGGGGCGCUGGUCGCCGGCCAUUUGAUUGAAUGCUCUACAUACGGAACUGGGGGGAAUUUCGCCGGCUUUGACCAAUACACCGUUCAGCAACUGCUACAUCUAGGCUGCCCUAUUGCCGAGAUUGCGGAGAAUGGAGAGUCUGUCAUAACAAAACAUGAGGCGCUAAACGGGUUCGUCACCGAGGAGGUUGUAAAAUGUCAGCUGUUGUAUGAGCUGCAAGGCAACAUAUAUCUGAACAGCGACGUUAAGGCAGAUAUCUCUAAUGUGUCAGUCCGCCAAAUCCGUCCUAACUGUGUUCACGUAUCUGGCGCAAAGGGCUAUCCACCUCCACCAACAACGAAAUUGGCAGUAUUUUACCGUGGUGGAUGGCAAGGCGAGGUCACCCUCAACGCGACAGGGUACGCCACGAAGCACAAAUAUGACCUCCAAGAAGCUCAGAUGCGAACACAGCUAGAAGAAUGGGGAGUGAUGAAGGAUAUCGACCUGCUUGAUUUUCAGCGUGUCGGUGUCCCGCAAGAGAAUCCGCGGUCCCAGCUAGAAGCUACCACAUACUUACGUAUAGUCGUACAAGCACAGCGUGCCGAGACUGUGCGAGCCGUUCACCGAGCAAUGUGGUAUAUUUUCAGUGAGUGACAUCCCCCUUUCCGCGAUUUUAUCAACAAGUUCCUUACUCUUCGCCAGUGCAACAUUUCCCCGGCCUCAAC
Molecule: messenger RNA, 1646 nt
Organism: Xylaria bambusicola
Lineage: Eukaryota; Fungi; Ascomycota; Sordariomycetes; Xylariales; Xylariaceae
Exons: 1
Source: RefSeq, a predicted model, not a curated record